UUGCACUGCGUAGGCAAAAUAGUUUAGUUGCGUCUGUUUUUAUUUAAGUUGUAAUGUUGCCGAAAACGCCGAAAGCACCUAGUAUUUGGAGAUUCGUUAAAGGAAGCGCCAAAACACUAUUUGUAUUGGAGGCUAUUGGAUUUGCAGCAUCAUACGGUGUUUAUUAUCGCAUGAACACAAAUAGAGAGUUUCGUCAGUACAUCAACGAGAACUAUCCGUUUGUGCUCGAUUACUACUACAAGAUCGGCGAGCUAGUUGGCGAUAGCAAAGCACGUCAGGCAGACGCCAACUAUUGGAGCAGCACUGCAGUUAAGAGAAGCGAAUAGAUCUUUGGCAUUUCGCCGCCCCCGCCCUAAU
Messenger RNA from Scaptodrosophila lebanonensis, 357 nucleotides. Its product is annotated as protein CEBPZOS. The record is from RefSeq and is a predicted model, not a curated record. The coding region runs from base 54 to 326 and encodes 90 amino acids. Lineage: Eukaryota; Metazoa; Arthropoda; Insecta; Diptera; Drosophilidae. The transcript is spliced from 2 exons.